This is a messenger RNA of Erigeron canadensis, 405 nucleotides long. RefSeq lists its product as uncharacterized. The record is from RefSeq and is a predicted model, not a curated record. The transcript has a single exon. The coding region runs from base 1 to 405 and encodes 134 amino acids. Lineage: Eukaryota; Viridiplantae; Streptophyta; Magnoliopsida; Asterales; Asteraceae.
AUGAUUGAAUGUGUUGCUUCUUAUGACUUGUGGAUUUGGCAUUCGUUUUUCGGUCCUGCUGGAUCGAACAACGAUGUCAAUGUUUUGCACCAGUCGCCGUUGUUUCAAAACGAGCGUAAUGGAUCCGCGUCAGACAGUUCAUUUAGCGUAAAUGGACAUGAUUAUAAGCGCGGUUACUACCUUACCGAUGGAAUCUAUCCUAGGUGGGCAGCGUUUGUUAAAGCUUAUCCUCAUCCAGUGGAACAAGAUGAAAAGAAAUAUAAAAAACUACAAGAGACUGCAAGAAAGGAUGUUGAGCGAGCGUUUGGUGUUCUCAAGGGAAAAUGGAAGAUCUUGGACCGUCCCCUCCGGCUAUGGACAAAGGAGAAGAAGUCGUCGCUGCGUAUACUAUACUACACAACAUGA